GGGCCCCUGAACUGAUACCGGAACAUGCGCGAGAACUGGAGCUGGGCCCUGCGCGCCCGCGGCAGGACGAUCCCGAUCCCGGCGCUGAUGGUGACGGCCGGGAAGGAUCCGGUGCUGAAACCCGGCCUGAGCAAGGGCAUGGAGGCAUGGAUCCCGCGGCUGCAGCGGGGGCACAUCCAGGACUGCGGCCACUGGACACAGCUGGAAAGGCCGCUGGAGCUGAACCGGAUCCUCCUGCAGUGGCUGCAGCAGCUCCCGGAGCCGCCCCGGAAUUCCAAACUUUGAGCCGGAAGUUUUCCUGGAAUUUCCCCAGGAAUUCCAAGCCUGGAGUGGGAAUUUUUCCUGGGAAUUCCAAACUUUGAGCCGGAAUUUUUUCCCGGGAAAUUUUUCUGGGAUUUUUCCCAGGAAUUCCAAGUUUUCCUGCCAAUUUUUUCAUGAAUUUUUUUUGUGGAAUUCCAAAUUUUGAGUCGGAAUUUUUCCUGGAGUUUUUGAGAAUUUUUUCUGGGAAUUCCAAACUUUGAGUCGGAAUUUUUCCUGGAAUUUGCAGGAAUUUUUCCGUGAAUUCCAAGUUUUGAGCCGGAUUUUUUUCUGGGAAUUCUCCCAGGAAUUCCAAACUUUGAGCACAAAAUUGUUCCUGGAAUUUG
Messenger RNA from Camarhynchus parvulus, 644 nucleotides. RefSeq names its product bifunctional epoxide hydrolase 2-like. The transcript is spliced from 4 exons. Lineage: Eukaryota; Metazoa; Chordata; Aves; Passeriformes; Thraupidae. The coding region runs from base 25 to 285 and encodes 86 amino acids. Gene Ontology annotation, molecular function: catalytic activity. The record is from RefSeq and is a predicted model, not a curated record.